CGCCCUCCCUCCACGCCAGCCCCGCGGCGCCCCGGGCCAGCAGCCCUCCCUCGCCUCCUGCUCUGUGGCCACUGUCCGUCCCGCGCCCGGUCCCCGUGUGCCCCGAGCUCCCCGGCGCCGCCAGCCUUCCACCUGAGCUCACCCUGAGGCGACGCCCUCCGCGAGCCGGCUCCCGCCUCCGCCCCCUCGGUCACUUCUUUCUUGUGACCCCUGCACAGUCUAGGCUGUUGGGGUCUGGGAGGAGAUGUUCAGGGUCUCUGGGGAGCACAGCCCUCCUCCACUCAACCACACCCAGCUUUAGACGGCUCUCCAAGCCGCAACUCUUCCGGACUUCAGUGAAGACGCCUUCCGACUGGUCUUUGCUGAGACCCCCUACCCAAGGUGGCCUCUGUAGGGACUGAGGUCCCUAUUGUCGCAUCUCUCAUGGCCAACCCUCUGCCAUUAGUUCUCUGCUUUGCUUUGGUGGUGGCACGGGUCUCGGGGUCCAGUAUGGCUCCACCUCCCGCAGGGACAAGCGAGCCCCCUGAUGUGCAAACAGUGGCACCCACGGAAGAUGACAUUUUGCAAAACGAGGCGGACAACCAGGAGAACGUUUUAUCUCAGUUGCUGGGAGACUACGACAAGGUCAAGGCUGUAUCGGAGGGCUCCGACUGUCGGUGCAAGUGUGUGGUGAGGCCACUGGGCCGAGAUGCCUGCCAGAGGAUCAAUGAGGGGGCUUCCAGGAACGAAGACUUCUACACUGUGGAAACCAUCACCUCGGGCUCUUCCUGUAAAUGCGCUUGUGUUGCUCCGCCGUCCGCCGUCAAUCCCUGCGAGGGAGACUUCCGGCUCCAGAAGCUGCGGGAGGCUGACAGCCGGGAUUUGAAGCUCUCCACAAUCAUAGACAUGCUGGAAGGGGCUUUCUACGGCCUGGAUCUCCUGAAGCUGCAUUCAGUCACCACUAAACUGGUGGGGCGAGUGGAUAAACUCGAGGAGGAAGUUUCCAAAAACCUCACCAAGGAAAAUGAGCAAAUCAAAGAGGACGUGGAAGAAAUUCGAGCAGAGAUGAGCAAGCGAAGCAAAGAGAACUGCUCCGAGACCGUCCUAGACGGCGUGCCGGACCUGCGCUCAGCCCUGCAGGGGGAUGCGGCAGCAGCCUACGCCCACCCAGAGUAUGAAGAGCGGUUUCUGCAGGAGGAAACUGUGUCCCAACAGAUCAACUCCAUCGAACUCCUGAGGACUCAGCCACUGGUCCCGCCUGCAAGGAUGAAGCCACAGCAGCCCAUGCAGAGGCAGGUGCACCUGAGAGGUCGGAUGGCCUCCAAGCCCACCGUCAUUAGGGGAAUCACCUACUAUAAAGCCAAGGUCUCUGAGGAGGAAAAUGACAUUGAAGAGCAGCAUGAUGAGCUUUUCAGCGGUGAUGGCGGAGUGGACCUGCUGAUUGAAGAUCAGCUCCUAAGACAUGAAGACCUACUGACCAGUGCCACCCGGAGGCCUGCCACCACUCGUCAUGGUCAUGGAGCUGCUGUAACGACCGAUGCGAGCGUUCAGGCCACCCCCUCAUCCCCAACACCUCCACAGGCCUCAGCGUCCAGCCUUGUUGACCCUGCUUCCAGGGCCUCAGACGCCCCGCUCUUGGCAACCCCACAGACUACCACAGUAUUUACAGAGCCCACAGGGACAAUACCUUCUACUGAAGUCCCACUUACCACCGUAGCCCACACAGCUAUUCAGCCACCUCCUGUCACCAUCGCUCCGGGAAUGGUUCCUGGGGACCCUUUCAUGGAAGAUCCACACUUGGUUCCAGAGUCGCCUGACUCAGUUGGGACAGACAUGCCAGCAGAAGAGGGGACUACGGGGCAGGAAGCCACCUCUGCUGACCCCAUCCUGAGCCCGGAAGAAGAAGAUGACAUCCGGAAUGUCAUAGGAAGGUGCAAGGACACCCUCUCCACCAUCACAGGGCCGACCACCCAGAACACGUACGGACGGAACGAAGGGGCCUGGAUGAAGGACCCCCUCGCCAAGGAUGACCGGAUUUAUGUAACCAACUACUACUAUGGCAACACGCUAGUAGAGUUCCGAAAUCUGGAGAACUUCAAACAAGGGCGCUGGAGCAAUUCCUACAAGCUUCCCUACAGCUGGAUCGGCACGGGUCACGUGGUGUACAGCGGCGCCUUCUACUACAACCGGGCCUUCACCCGAAACAUCAUCAAGUACGACCUGAAACAGCGCUACGUGGCCGCCUGGGCCAUGCUCCACGACGUGGCCCUCGAGGAAGCCACACCCUGGCGGUGGCAGGGCCACUCGGACGUGGACUUCGCGGUGGAUGAGAACGGCCUGUGGCUCAUCUACCCAGCGCUGGACGAGGAAGGCUUCAGCCAGGAGGUCAUCGUCCUGAGCAAGCUCAACGCCGUGGACCUGAGCACCCAGAAGGAGACGACGUGGCGCACAGGGCUCCGGAGGAAUUUCUACGGCAACUGCUUCGUCAUCUGCGGGGUGCUGUAUGCCGUGGACAGCUUCAACCAGAGGAACGCCAACAUCUCCUACGCCUUCGACACCCACACCAACACGCAGAUCGUCCCCAGACUGCUGUUUGAGAACGAAUAUUCCUACACCACCCAGAUAGACUACAACCCCAAGGACCGCCUCCUCUAUGCCUGGGACAACGGCCAUCAGGUCACCUACCACGUCAUCUUUGCCUACUGACACGCCUGACCCUCCCGCCCCAAAAGAGAAGCGCAGAGGGGGCCGCUAGCACCUUGUGUGUGUCUGUUGUGCAUGUCUGUGUGUGAGAGUGUGCAGGUGGGUGGGUGUCGUUUAAAAAUAUAUAUUGUUCUGUAUAAUAUUACAAAUGUAAAAUGACA
Meriones unguiculatus (Mongolian gerbil) is the source of this 2843-nucleotide messenger RNA. RefSeq names its product olfactomedin like 2B (gene Olfml2b). The coding region runs from base 424 to 2685 and encodes 753 amino acids. The record is from RefSeq and is a predicted model, not a curated record. NCBI's taxonomy places the organism in Eukaryota, Metazoa, Chordata, Mammalia, Rodentia, Muridae. Gene Ontology annotation, biological process: signal transduction. The transcript is spliced from 8 exons.